AUGUCGUCAAGAGUGACUCGCUCUUCUGCGAGGCUCUCAGCAGGUGCCGCAAACUCGACUCAUCCUUCAUUCUCCGCCCCUCCUGCAGCUCCAACUCGAUCGCGCAAACGGAAAGCCUCGGGCGGGGAACCCUCCAUCGAACAACCUCCGGCUGUUACCGAACCCACACCUCGAUCACGAUCAAAAAGAAAAAAAGUGGACGAACUUGAAGCAUCUACAGCCUCUGUUCCUGCUCCAGUCGCUCCAGCUCGACGGACACGGGGAAAGGCCACAGCGGCAAUGUCAGGCGCUGGACCUUCGGGUGGACCCUCAGACGACAAAAGCAUCGCAGAGACCCCCUCGACCAGCACAAACAAGCGUCGGAAUGGACGCAAAAAGGACUCUACGGAGGAUGGUCCUUCCACAACCCCAGCACCUUCAAGACGGCGCAGGAAAGCCGUUGCUUUGAAGGAAGACAUUCCCGAUAGUACAGAUAAAGCUACAGAUAAGCCCAGUGUCGAUGCCACAAAAGCAGAGCUCAGUGAGGACGAGAACGACGAUGGACCAGGACAGGCAUAUGAUGAGGAUGAUGAAGAUGACGAUGACGACGACAAUCCGUUCAGUGGAGGAUACCUCAGUCGUGCUGGUGGUGUUGGAGGUCUGUCUAGCACACUUCGUGCUCUGACAGGUAUGAUGUCCGGCGUAUCGUCAAGAUUGCGAACAAUACUGGAGAACCUCCGAGCAAAAGAUGAUCCGUCGCUUCAACUCAUCGCGUUACAGGACUUGUCAGAAUUGCUACUUGUGUCGAAUGAGGACAAUCUGGCCGGCCAUUUCUCUCCCGACCAAUACGUCAAAGAAUUGGUCUCAUUAAUGCAGCCAAAUGACUUCGGCGAAGAGAACCCCGAAAUCAUGCUACUUGCAUGCCGAUGUAUCGCGAAUCUAAUGGAAGCCUUACCGUCCGCGACUGCAAACGUCGUUUACAGCGGAGCGGUCCCUAUUUUGUGCCAGAAGUUGCUCGAAAUUCACUUCAUUGAUCUCGCAGAACAAGCCUUGAGUACCCUUGAGAAGAUCUCAGUCGACUUCCCUGCGUCCAUUGUGCGUGAAGGAGGUCUCACAGCUUGUCUCACGUAUUUAGACUUCUUCGCUACCAGCACACAGAGAACAGCUGUCACUACUGCGGCGAACUGCUGUCGCAACAUACCUGAAGACUCUUUCGGAACAAUCAAAGACGUCAUGCCGAUACUUCUCAAUGUUUUGAGCAGCAAUGACCAGAAGGUUGUCGAGCAAGGUUGCAUUUGUGUUUCCCGCGUGGUCGAAAGUUUCAAAAUGCAGUACGCCAAGCUGGAGGAACUCGUCAGCGCUGAUUUGCUCAAAGCCGUCUUACGACUACUGCUUCCGGGAACUACCAACUUGAUCGGCCCUACGAUCCAUACCCAGUUCUUGCGUGUCUUGUCACAUACAGCUAGAGCGAGUCCUCUGCGAUCAGUCGAACUGCUUAAGAUGAAUGUCGUCGACACUUUAUAUCAAAUUCUCGCUGGGGUAUCUCCUCCAUCAGGCACAGAGGAUGUCGCCACGAAGAUUGAUAGUGUAGUCAUCAUGCAAGCACUUAUACACCGCCCCCGAGAUCAGAUCUAUGAAACCUUGAGCGUCAUAUGCGAACUGCUCCCCGAGGAACAGACAAGCAGCAUAGCAUAUUUAGGUGAUGUACUGGGUCCUACUUUUUCCUCCGAGCUGAAUGCAAGCACCGACAAUAACAAGAAAACUCUGAACGAGAAACGACUGGAGUUACUCAAAGAUUGCCAAUUGGAAGUGCGACGAUUUGCGAUUGUCCUCCUUCCCACCUUGACCGAUGCUUACUCCAGCACGGUCAAUCUCAAUGUUCGUCAACAAGUCCUUCGGGCACAGCUGAAGAUGCUCUCGAAUCUUGAUAUUGGAAUUCUCGAAGAUGCCCUACGUCCCGUUCCGUACGCGUCUUACCUUGCUUCAAUUCUGUCCCAGGAGGAUCAUCCAAGCCUGGUCACAAGUGCUUUACAAGCGGCUGAGCUUCUGUUGAAACGACUGGAACCAAUUUACCGUUACCAAUUCCAUCGUGAAGGUGUCAUUGCCGAAGUGACCAGACUUGCUAACAGACCUAUCAAGAGUUUGGACGAGAAGCCAAAAGGGACAGGCUCUAAGGCCGUGCCUGUUGAUAUACAAGGUAGCUCUGCUAGCUCCAGCUCCAUGGUAGAUGAUGAGAUGGUCGAACAAGCCGCAAUUGAUAUCGCCGAUCCGGAGUUGCCAUCAGAAGAUGAGGACGACGAAGAUCCGGAUGACCCUGAAGAUCGCGACGACUCUGAUUCAGAUUCGUCACAUUCCUCUGAUCGCCGCUACGAAAGCAGUCAGAGUCUGCCAAACAUUGAAGAUAUCAUAACUCUUCGCGCAAAGAGAUUCAAUGAAGCUCACGAGCAGAAAUCAGGACACAACGUUCGAGCCAAGGCAUCCAACAUAUUAGAAGACUUGAAAAGCCUUGCUGUAGAGAUCAAAAGUGCCUUUACGGAUGGUAAACCGGACGAGUGCGUUGGCCUUUUUCAUCGCAUGGCGGAUUACUUCGACGGUGAUGCACUCGAUAGUAUCACCAGCUAUGAGCUCCUGACUUCGAAUAUUGUUGAUAUACUGUUGGAGGUUUUCUCUAAUACUACUAAUGAUUCGGGCUCAUCCGCAAGGGCUGCAUUCCUGGAAGCUUUCAUGGGCUCAACAGUACAAAGCAAGCAAAAGAUAGGUUCCGCCAAUUCUCCGUCGACUCCGUUCAGCAUUCUUGUCAGUAAGCUUCAGGAUCUGCUCAGCCGAGCUGAACAUUUCGAAGUUAUUACAGUGCACCAGAAUUCCUUCGAUAGUAAUCGCAGUAGCCCCGCAUCAAUGCUCGCGAAACAAUUGCGGCUCAAACUCAUUGCAGAUGAUGAUUCCGGAAUUCCUCAAGGCUAUAGGAACAUAAUGGUCUCGAUCCAUGCAAUCGCAACUUUCAAAGCCUUGGACGACUACCUACGCCCUCGCAUUGUAAUUGCGGAUCGGCCCCGAGGCUCUAGGAGUUCAGAGCGGGUUACAAGUGCAAUUGCGGCUUAUGCUGCUGCCCUUGCAAACUCGCGAGACCCUGAUCGACGCAACACCCUUACUGCGCCAGUUCCGACCACCACAGCAGGUACAUCAAGUCGCAGUUCCACGAGGAAAACUUCGAAAUCCAAGCCAGCUUCCUCCGCGACUACCACUCCAGCUCACGCGACGACUUCGGAAGAACCAGCUCCCGUCCGUCGAUCUGCUCGUCGACAGCCUGCUCAAUCAUCACCUGCGCCGCCUCCACCGGCGCCCCAGCUGGGAGACUCACAAGACCCACUCGAGUGUGCAGACGAAACCCAGCUAACCGAUGAAGAUGACGAGAUGGAGAGCGCAAGCGCUGCUCUAAACUCCAUUGUGGAUGAUCUUGAAGAUGAUGAUAGCACCGAGGAUACUACUGACCCCUCUGCUGUAAACGUUGAAGUAGCAUCCACGGGCAAAGUGACUGCUCACAAGGAUGAUGGUACCAGAGUGGCAACUCCUUCACAAAACACACCUACAGCACGCCCUUCUCCAGCUGACCGCUUGAAUGCUCGUGUCAGCGCUCUUUCACGCGCGAUGUCAUCACAGACCCCUCAAAGCCUGCCAACCUCCUCGUCUCGUCCAUCUUCAUAUGCUGCAGCUCUCCAAGCCACGCCGCAGGACUGGCAUAUCGAGUUCACGGUGGACGGGCAGCCAAUCACCAACGAAACUACCAUUUACCGUGCUGUUCACUUUCAACAACUGCAAUCGGAUGACAAUGGACCGCGACCAGUUUGGAGUGCAAUCCAUACAAUUAAGUUCAAGCGGGUAGAAGGUCCACCACCCGUCGAGUCGACAUCACUUCAUGCGCACGGCGAGCAAGCCAGAGUUCAUGAUGGCUUGCCGGCAUCUUUGGCCAAGCACCCGGCAACAGCAUCGAUUUUACAACUUCUGAGCAUUCUCCAUGAUAUGAAUUCGAACUUGGACGAUGUCCUCGCCGAGGAUCAAAUAGCAAGCAAACUGAAACCUGAACCCGUGUCCCAGUUUGUCAAUACCAAAUUGACCGCGAAGUUAAAUAGGCAAUUGGAAGAGCCACUGAUUGUAGCAAGCAAUUGCCUGCCAUCGUGGAGCGAAGAUCUCGCGAGGCUCUAUCCAUUCUUAUUCCCAUUUGAGACUCGGCAUCUCUUCUUGCAGUCGACUUCCUUCGGAUACUCUAGGUCAAUGACGCGAUGGCAAAGUGCGCAGACGUCCAAUGACUCCCGCUAUGAUAGACAUCGCGAUGAACGACCAUUCAUGGGCAAAAUGCAAAGGCAGAAGGUGCGGAUCUCACGUACUAGAAUUCUCGAGUCAGCCAUCAAAGUCAUGGAAUUGUAUGGAUCUUCUCCAAGCAUUCUUGAAGUCGAGUACUUUGAAGAAGUCGGCACCGGCCUCGGCCCCACUUUGGAAUUCUACUCGACAGUCUCCAAGGAGUUCUCCAAGAAGAAGCUCAAGCUGUGGCGGGAGAAUGAAUCAAAUGAAGAUGAUGAGUAUGCUUUUGGAAAACAAGGGUUGUUUCCUGCACCGAUGAGCGAGGAGCAGGCUGCCAGCGAGAAUGGGAGGCGACUGCUUCACCUUUUCAAGAUGCUAGGCAAAUUUGUCGCACGAUCUAUGUUGGACUCACGCAUUAUCGACGUUUCCUUCAACCCAACAUUCUUCCGUGUCGGAGACGGCGCGACGGCUGUUACCCCAUCCCUUGGCGCCGUUAAAUCGGUAGAUGCUGAUCUCGCUCGGUCCCUGAAAAUGCUCAAGAAGUUUUCCAUGGCAAAGAAAAAGGUUGAUGAGAAUGGAACAUUGAGCGCUGCUCAGAAGGUCGAAGCGGCUCAAGCUAUCACGAUUGAUGGCGCACGAGUUGAAGACCUCGGUUUAGACUUUACCUUGCCAGGUUACCCGGAAAUUCAGCUGCAGCCAGAUGGUGUCAACACGCCUGUGACUAUCGACAACGUCGCGAGUUACGUAGAUAAAGUACUCGAUCUUACCUUAGGAAGUGGUGUCAAAGCACAAAUCGACGCUUUUGGUGCCGGCUUCUCUCAAGUGUUCCCAUACUCAUCAGUGAAGGCAUUCACUCCAGAUGAGUUGGUCAUGCUCUUUGGGAGGGUGGACGAGGAUUGGAGCCUGGAAACAUUGAUGGAUUCUAUCAAGGCCGAUCAUGGUUUCAACCUCGACAGUAAAAGUGUCCGCAACCUCUUGCACGCUAUGAGUGAGCUGUCUGCUCCCGAGAGACGCGACUUCUUGCAAUUUGUCACGGGCAGCCCCAAGCUCCCCAUAGGAGGUUUCAAGAGCCUCACACCAAUGUUCACUGUGGUGUGCAAGCCCAGUGAGCCUCCUUUCACAUCUGAUGACUACUUACCCAGCGUCAUGACGUGUGUCAAUUACCUCAAGAUGCCAGAUUAUUCGAGCAUGGAAAUCCUUCGCAAUAAACUCAACGUCGCUAUCAAAGAAGGUCAAGGAGCCUUCCAUCUAUCUUAA
Molecule: messenger RNA, 5532 nt
Organism: Pseudovirgaria hyperparasitica
Lineage: Eukaryota; Fungi; Ascomycota; Dothideomycetes; Acrospermales; Acrospermaceae
Exons: 6
Coding region: 1-5532 (1843 amino acids)
Biological process (GO): protein polyubiquitination; proteasome-mediated ubiquitin-dependent protein catabolic process
Cellular component (GO): nuclear speck
Molecular function (GO): ubiquitin protein ligase activity
Source: RefSeq, a predicted model, not a curated record